CAAUAAAUUAUAUGUUUGCCUAGCAACCAGUUGUCACCUCCGUCUAUGGCAGAAAGUUUUAAUUUUAACAACGUCAAUACUUUCUCUGGUCCGCGGGCUGCCAAAGCUGCGCAAAAGUGCCAUCGAACAAAGCGCAAACUCCAAGAAAAAACGUUCUUGUGCGCCGAUGUCACGACCAUUAUCAUUCGGCCACUGGCCAAAAGGGGAUGUACGUUGAUAGUGUUAACAGUUAUUUAACGUAGAAUUGGUAAAAUUUAAUAAAUUGUUUUUCUUAUAGUUCGAGGGCUCCGUGUUUGAUAAGUUCGCAGACAUGGGUUCGCUGUUUAGAAGUGCGGAAAUGACUCUGUGCCAGCUCUUUUUGCAGAGCGAGGCUGCUUAUGCUUGUGUAUCAGAACUGGGAGAACUUGGACUGGUGCAGUUUAGAGAUCUGAACCCCGACGUAAACGCUUUCCAAAGAAAAUUCGUAAACGAAGUACGGAGAUGCGACGAGAUGGAAAGAAAACUACGAUAUCUCGAAAAAGAAAUAAAAAAAGAUGGGAUUCCAAUGCUGGACACUGGAGAGAAUCCCGAAGCACCGCAGCCUAGAGAAAUGAUUGAUUUGGAGGCAACCUUUGAAAAACUCGAAAACGAACUGCGCGAAGUGAACCAAAAUGCGGAAGCUCUCAAAAGAAAUUUUCUUGAAUUGACUGAACUGAAACAAAUUUUACGCAAAACGCAGGUCUUUUUUGACGAGGAUUAUCAGGAUCAUCAUUUCACAAAUUCGAAUUCUACCGCCGAUAUACAGGUUGAGAAUCAAACUAGGAGUAAUAAUCGCGAACAACAUUUCAUUUUUUUCUUCGUUGCUGGCGUGAUACUGAGAGAACGCAUUCCCGCCUUCGAAAGGAUGUUAUGGAGAGCGUGCAGAGGAAACGUUUUUCUGAGGCAAGCAGAGAUCGAAACUCCCUUAGAAGAUCCAUCCAGUGGAGACCAAGUCUACAAAUCCGUCUUCAUAAUAUUCUUUCAAGGAGACCAGCUGAAAACUAGGGUCAAGAAGAUUUGUGAAGGAUUCAGGGCCACUCUCUAUCCCUGCCCGGAAGCUCCGGCGGAUCGCAGAGAAAUGGCAAUGGGUGUCAUGACAAGAAUCGAAGAUCUCAAUACAGUUUUGGGACAAACUCAAGAUCACCGUCACCGAGUACUUGUGGCCGCUGCCAAAAAUAUAAAGAAUUGGUUCGUAAAAGUGCGGAAGAUCAAAGCCAUAUAUCACACGUUAAAUUUGUUCAAUUUGGAUGUAACUCAAAAAUGUUUGAUUGCCGAGUGUUGGGUGCCCGUACUCGAUUUGGAAAACAUUCAGCUUGCUUUACGAAGAGGAACAGAACGCAGCGGCAGUUCCGUGCCGCCGAUUCUCAAUCGGAUGGACACGUUGGAAGAUCCGCCGACUUACAAUCACACCAACAAGUUCACCUGCGGCUUCCAAACGCUGAUCGACUCUUACGGUAUCGCCGCUUACAGGGAAAUGAAUCCGGCGCCUUAUACCAUCAUUACUUUCCCGUUCUUGUUCGCCGUAAUGUUCGGCGAUUUGGGCCACGGAUUCUUGAUGGCAUUGUUCGGUGCUUGGAUGGUGCUCAAAGAGAAGCCUUUGGCCGCCAAGAAAUCCGACAACGAGAUCUGGAACAUCUUUUUCGGCGGGCGAUACAUAAUCCUUCUCAUGGGCUUAUUCUCAAUGUACACCGGUAUAAUUUACAACGACGUAUUCGCUAAAUCGCUCAAUAUCUUCGGCUCUAGUUGGUACAUCCGCAACACAUCCAUCCAUCUACAAAACGGAGACUACACUUUGGACCCGAAAGUAACGAGAAACUACGAGGGUUACCCGUAUCCCAUCGGAAUGGAUCCCGUGUGGCAACUCGCGUCUAACAAGAUUAUAUUCCAGAAUUCGUUUAAGAUGAAGAUCUCUAUCAUUUUGGGUAUUAUUCAUAUGUUGUUCGGAGUUACUAUGAGUCUCUUCAAUCACAUGUACUUCAAAAACAAAUUAAGCAUUAUCGGCGAAUUCAUUCCUCAAGUUAUAUUCCUGGUGUUCUUGUUCUUUUACAUGGUUCUACUCAUGUUCAUCAAAUGGUUCGUUUACUUCGCCAACAUCGAAGAUAAGGACUUCCAAGUUGGUACUAGAUGCGCCCCAUCGAUUCUGAUCACGUUUAUUAAUAUGGUAUUGAACAAAAAUACGCCUUUCGAUAAGAAAUGCGGUAGUGCUAAUAUGUUUGAUGGUCAAUUGGGUCUACAGAAAUUCUUGUUUGUCUGUGCUGUCAUUUGUAUACCAUGGAUGUUGAUUACUAAACCUAUUGUCAUUCAAAGGAACCGCAAGAAGACCGCCCAAUUUGCAGUGAACCACCAACAGAUGCAGUCGGCAACAGAAAACGGCGAUGCUGAACAACCAAUGCAUAAUAAUACAGCACAGCCACCAGCAAUGGGUGGCGGUGGCCAUGGUAUGGAAGAAGAACCUAUGGGAGAAAUUUGGAUACACCAAGGUAUUCAUACUAUUGAAUAUGUGCUCGGAUCCGUUUCACAUACAGCUUCAUAUCUUCGGUUGUGGGCUUUGUCUCUAGCCCAUUCACAAUUAUCUGAAGUACUGUGGAACAUGGUACUGAGCAAAGGUUUAAAAGUUGAAGGAUGGGCUGGAGGUGUUGUCCUAUAUGCAACGUUCGCUUUCUGGGCAGCAUUGACUGUGUCCAUUCUUGUGCUGAUGGAAGGUUUGUCAGCUUUCCUACACACCCUUCGUCUGCAUUGGGUUGAGUUCCAAAGCAAGUUCUACAUCGGUACCGGUUAUGGUUUCGAACCGUUUUCAUUUGAAAUUAUACUCGAUUCUGCUUCGCAGAGCAAGGAAGAAGUUUAAUUGUAUACUUAGCUAUCUCGAAGUCAUUUGUAUUCUUUCUCCAACUAUUCAGUAGUGAGAUUCUUUAAUAAUAAAGUAACAACAAAAUAUUUCGUUUGUUCACUGUUUUUAGAUGAAAGUACUUCCAUUUUAAUGUCUAUUAUUUAUUGUUGUUAAAUUUAUAAAUUUCCUGUAGAAUUGCAAAUCUCACUAUUGUUUGUUGUGUACUUAAAACGCUACAAAUUAACAUUGUAUAUCCGAACAAUAUUUAUGCAUGAGAGCAAUAGCUUGAUGUAUUAAGUACCAUUGACAGUAAUUCGAUUUUUUUUUGUAUGUAAGUUAUUGUAAAACCACCUUUGAGGUGUUUAGUGUUAACGCUUCAAUAAAAAAAUUCUGUAACUC
Messenger RNA from Psylliodes chrysocephalus, 3244 nucleotides. Lineage: Eukaryota; Metazoa; Arthropoda; Insecta; Coleoptera; Chrysomelidae. The record is from the annotation of a GenBank genome assembly.